Molecule: messenger RNA, 490 nt
Organism: Eupeodes corollae
Lineage: Eukaryota; Metazoa; Arthropoda; Insecta; Diptera; Syrphidae
Gene: UQCR-11
Product: cytochrome b-c1 complex subunit 6, mitochondrial
Exons: 3
Coding region: 129-404 (91 amino acids)
Biological process (GO): mitochondrial electron transport, ubiquinol to cytochrome c
Source: RefSeq, a predicted model, not a curated record
AUUCCCCUUUCUUCUAACUUCAUGUCAAGAAUUUCCUUCCUUAAACUUUGUCAAAAAUUUGUGGUUGCAUCACAGGUCCCUUAAAAGUUUCCACGAUUAUUUUGCUUUUAUCAAAUUAAAAAAGCAUCAUGGCCAGCAGGAGUUUCUUUGGAUUUUUCUCAAUGCCUUCCGUCCGUGCCCAGGAAGAAGAGGAAGAAGCUGAAUUGGUUGAUCCACAAACAGCUUUGAGGGAAAAGUGCGCUAAGGAAGGACACAUUGAGGGUCUUUACAACAAAUACCAGGCAUGCAAUGAUCGUGUUAACAGUCGCUCCAAAACUGCCGAAACUUGCUCAGAAGAGCUUUUCGAUUACAUCGGUGAAUUGGAUCACUGUGUAUCGCACAGCUUGUGGAAGAAGCUUAAGUAAAGACCAGAAAAACAAAUUAAAUAAAUUCACAAAUCCUUAACCUAGAGAACACCCAAUUAAAGUAAAGAUGUUUCAAGAUCAAAUAA